This is a messenger RNA of Mytilus californianus (California mussel), 2887 nucleotides long. RefSeq names its product transient receptor potential cation channel subfamily M member 1-like. The transcript has 18 exons. Gene Ontology annotation, biological process: calcium ion transmembrane transport. Lineage: Eukaryota; Metazoa; Mollusca; Bivalvia; Mytilida; Mytilidae. Gene Ontology annotation, molecular function: ligand-gated calcium channel activity. Bases 24 to 2228 code for a protein of 734 amino acids. The record is from RefSeq and is a predicted model, not a curated record.
GAUUUCUCUAUCAUCAAGGAAAAAUGAAAUGGAUGCGGAAAAUUGAAGAUAUCAACAGUUUUGUACUGAAAGGUAUCCCUGAAACAGUGUAUCAGUAUUUUGAAACUGAUAUGAAGAUUUUACCAUCCGAGGAAGAUGAGGAAGAAAUGGUUCAGGAGACUAAUACUCGUGAUUAUAAUAUAAAACGUCUAGAAUUAGAAAGUUAUAUUAAUAAAUCUCUUUUUGUUAAGUUUGGGGAUGAAACUGACAAUAAAGUUAGAGUGCCAGUUGUGUUGGUUGUUGUUAACGGGGAUUUAGAAACACUGUCACAUGUUGCUAGGGCAGUGCAGUGUGAUAUUUCAGUAGUGGUAACAAAAGGGUCAGGUGGUGUAUCGGACUUACUUGCAAUGUGUAUUGAAGACAUACGAAACCUCAGAAAAGUUUCCCCUGUGGUGCUUAAUAGAAAAAUAACAGAGGACAUAUAUACGAGAAUGGAAACAGCUGUAAAUAUCAUCGCCAAAAGAUAUUGGCUGAUCACAAUAUUUGACUUGAUAUGCGACAGUCCAGAAAGCCUUUGGGAACGGUUAACAGAUGGGAUAAUCAGAGCUUGGUCAUAUGAUCAAGAGGCAGACUACAGUUUGUAUGUGCCAUCUUUUCAAAAAGUUGACCCUGAUGUCAUCUCAAUUUCAAAAUAUGUUGUCGAUAUUGAUUGGCUCUCUAAAAGAGAACUUUUCGGUGGAUACUGUUUAAAUUCAUCAAAUCAAAGCAAUGAACAGUUUAAAGAGAUUGUAUCUUCAGCAAUCAUUGACCAAACAACCGAUGUUAUACGGCAUUUGAAGAACAGAGAUAUCAAGUUUGAUGACAGUUUUGUAAAAGAUUUGUAUAGAAAAACAAUUCAAAUGAACAAGAAAAAUGAGCACGAAGGUCAUACUGUAGUCGAUAUAUGGAAGAAUGUUAGUCCAGAGGCAUUUGACUACUUCGAACAGGACACUUCGACAGACCAACAUGUGCAAACGAAAUCAGCAAAAAAUGCUGAAUUCCAAAUAGGAAAUCACUUGUUAAAAUGGCUUUGCUUUACAAGAGUUGGAUUGGUAACUUGUUGUCAGAAAACGAGAAAACAAGAGUCAAAGGAAGACCUACAGAAUUUUGAACAUGAACAAGGUGACAGUGGUUUUAGAUUUUGUGUCUUGUCAAAUAACAAAACAGUUGCUAGUGAAUUAUGGACAACAUGUAACAAUCCAAUGUUGACAGCUUUGAUAGCCAGUUGCUAUCUAAAGGCUAUGGCUAAGAUUGCAGAAAAUUGGUUUGAGGAUUCACUUCAACGCAACUUAGAAGACCAUUCUUACCUAUUUUCAAAGAGAGCCGAAAUUCUUCUAGACAAAAUGUUUACAUAUAAUGAAGCAAUGGCAACUGAUGCACUGGAUCAUGUUUCUGAUGUUUGGGAAUACGUUGAAAGUCCUCUUCAUUUUGGACAUCAGUUUGGCAUGGAAGAAUUUAUUUCCCAUACUUCUACACAGAAAGAUGCAAACAAACGUCUGUAUUCCUAUAGAAAUGAUAGACCAGCUAAUAAUGAGGACAACACAAAUGACACUGAAAAUAAUGCUGAACACCCGGAGUGUGCAGCCUUUAUCAAGCACCACCACCGAGAACAAAAAUGGUAUAAAUAUAUUACAGCACCAGUGAGCAGAAUGAUGAUUGAUGUGGCAUUCUUUAUUGCAGUUCUCAUUAUGUUCUCGAUUUUCCUAAUGACUGACAUGAAAUACAAUUCCGUGUCUGUAUUGGAAUGGAUAGUUUCCGUCUGGAUAAUCGGCGACUUCAUAGAAGAAAUAUUUAAUUUAAUAAGGCCGGAAGAUGGAAACUGGUCGCCACAACGUAUAUUUCUGCAUAUUUUUGACAUAUGGAACUUUGUGGACAUCUUAUGUGAUGUUUUGUACAUCACUGCCUUCAUAAUGCAUGCAGUUGGUCCCGAGGAAAUACUUGUUCAUACUAGAAGAAUAUAUAGUUUGGCAUUGUUUCUUAUGUUCCUUCGCUCAUUCAAUAUUCUUCUAAUGUUUCAAAAUAUUGGUAUCAUCAUUAUUAUGAUCAAAGAAAUGCUUAUGGAUUUAUUGUAUUACUUGGUCAUUCUGAUGAUUUUGAUUAUUGCUGCUGGUACGGUUUAUCAUGCAAACAUAUAUCCAAAUCAUGAUGUCAAACCAUUUCCAGAUGGAAUUCAGAACUGGCGAAUUUGGACAAUACUCAAAAUACCGUAAUGGCAGGUUUACGGCGAGCCGUUCUUGGACAUACUGGAAGCAUUCGACACGUCAGAUAACAGUAAUUGUACAGAUAAUACAACAGUUUGGAGAAAUGAUCCAACGGUUGAGAGGUGUCCCACUAAGGACUGGAUAACUCCUGUAAUAGCAGCGUUUUACAUGAUGCUGUCCAACUGGUUGUUAUUAAACAUAGUCAUAGCUAUGUUCAGGUUAUGCGGAGAAAAUGUUGAAAAAGCAGAGAGAGCUUGCAGAAGAAAUAAUUAGAAAUGAAAAUUGCGACAAUUAAAAUUCAAAGAACUAACAAAGCUUGAUAUGUGUCUAGGCACAUGUGAAAUCUUCUCGUAUUCCUAAAAUAUUUACAUAUAUUCACUUUUUAUUGAUUGCUGUUCUUUAUUGAUAUACCUGUAGUUCCAUUAACUCUGCACUUCAUGCAUAUUGCACGUGAUAUUGAUUUCGAUAAUGUAAGUAUUUGGUAGGAUAUGCAAUGUUUAACUUGUUAUUGGAAAUCUAUUUAGGGCUUUUAAAAAGUCAGAAUGUGAAUAUAUAUAUUCAACAUGUUCGAACUCGUUUAGUUAAUUUUUUAGAAACGAUAAACAAAAGAACUAUGUCAAUUGGGCCUGCUUUGAAAUGCUAACUGUACUUAAAUUUUUACAAGAUAA